Molecule: messenger RNA, 3235 nt
Organism: Sinocyclocheilus rhinocerous
Lineage: Eukaryota; Metazoa; Chordata; Actinopteri; Cypriniformes; Cyprinidae
Gene: kcnq1.2
Product: potassium voltage-gated channel, KQT-like subfamily, member 1.2
Exons: 19
Coding region: 348-2357 (669 amino acids)
Biological process (GO): potassium ion transmembrane transport
Cellular component (GO): membrane; voltage-gated potassium channel complex
Molecular function (GO): voltage-gated potassium channel activity
Source: RefSeq, a predicted model, not a curated record
AUACUCUUUACAUAUGUCAGAGCCGAAAACGUUUGAAUUUGUUAUGUUUAAGAAAUAUUUCAAAAGCUUCCUCCGUGAUCCCGCCUUGACAGACGCGAUGAUCUCUGUUCUGUUGCAUCUCUCCACAUGUGUUUCACUCACAGCAUCACAGACAACUGAAGCACAUCUCCUCCUCUUCACUGCAAUUAACGCGUUUACGUCAGAUGAUGAUGAAGAUGAUGAAGCACUGACGCGCAGCUCUGCACGACAGACACCAGGAGCCCUGCUGGAGAGAGGUUUAGUGCCAUGUCAGACUAAUCUCUUUGGAGCAGUUCUGCCCAACAACCCCACUGAAACGCAUCUCCACCAUGGGGGACAGGCUGGGCCGCCCGACCCCUCUGUUAUCCCGUGGACGUACGUUCGGAUGGUCCACCUCCAGCAACAGCAUCAAACUAAAGAACUGCGGCCACAACGGCCACGACUUCCAGCACAGCCUGGAGGAGGCAGCAGUGUCCAGCGCUUCCCUCGCUGCGGCACACUCUCCUGUUUCACUGGAACUGAAGCCCGUGGUGAAUAAUGGAUCAAGCGCACCCGUCGCUCCAGGUGGCCACACAAAGGAUCCACCGGCGCACAGUGAGCGCUGCCAGCCCCUCUCCAUCUCCACCGUCCCGCUUCCCUCCGCCACCCGCUUCCCGCACAGCCCUUACCACGUCAAGACUAGCAUGCAGGGCGAUGUGUACAACUUCCUAGAGAGACCCGCCGGCCUGAGGUGCUUCCUGUAUCACUUCCUCGUGUUCCUCAUGGUCCUAGUCUGCCUGAUAUUCAGCGUCCUGUCCACCAUCGAGCAGUAUGCAGACUUCGCAACAGGAUCUCUCUUCUGGAUGGAGAUCGUGCUGGUGGUGUUUUUUGGGACGGAGUACGUGGUCCGGCUGUGGUCGGCCGGCUGUCGGAGCAAAUAUGUGGGUAUUAAAGGCCGUCUGAGGUUCAUCAGGAAACCCAUCUCCAUUAUAGAUCUGAUAGUGGUCGUCGCCUCUGUCGUGGUUCUGAGCGUUGGGUCUAAUGGGCAAGUGUUCGCCACGUCCGCAAUCAGAGGCAUCCGUUUCCUCCAGAUCUUGCGAAUGCUGCAUGUGGAUCGUCAGGGUGGAACGUGGAGGCUUCUGGGAUCAGUGGUUUUUAUUCAUCGGCAGGAGCUGAUCACCACGCUGUACAUCGGGUUCCUGGGUCUGAUCUUCUCAUCAUAUUUCGUGUAUCUGGCGGAGAAAGACGCAGUAGACGAGGAGGGGAAGACGGGUUUUUCUAGCUAUGCUGAUGCUCUGUGGUGGGGUGUGGUUACGGUGACUACGAUAGGCUAUGGAGACAAAGUCCCUCAGACGUGGAUUGGGAAGGCCAUCGCCUCCUGUUUUAGCGUGUUCGCGAUCUCCUUCUUUGCUCUGCCUGCGGGCAUUCUGGGAUCUGGUUUUGCUCUUAAAGUCCAGCAGAAACAGAGGCAGAAACAUUUUAACCGGCAGAUUCCAGCCGCAGCCUCUCUAAUACAGACGCUGUGGAGAUGCUACGCCUGCGAGAAGUCCGACGGCUGUACGGCCACGUGGAAGAUGUACGUGCUGACGGGUGACUACACCCCCAUCAUAAACUCGGAAAACUCCAGCCCGGGCAACUUCAGACGAUCAAAUGUUACAUGUUUUUCCCUUCACACAGGCAUCACAAAACUUUUCCGAUCAUCAGACCGCCAGCGCUCGUGGUCGGCUUUCGCUCUCAGCUGUCCUUCUUCUCCAGUUAAGAAAAAACUGGACGGCCCUGAUAUCUCACGCAACAACAGCCUGGUGGAUGAGCUGGACUUCACGGCCGAAGACAUCCCUCUUCCUGUGGUUACAGACGCUUCACAUCUGUUGAGAAGCCCGUUUGUGGCAAAGGAGGAAGAAUCAGUCUCUACUCAGCACCUGAAUACAACCAGACUUUCCCACGCACACAGAUCUGCCAUCAAGGUCAUCAGAAGGAUGCAGUACUUUGUGGCUCGACGGAAAUUUCAGCAAGCGAGGAAACCGUACGACGUGCGGGACGUGAUCGAGCAGUAUUCGCAGGGCCACCUGAACAUGAUGGUCCGCAUCAAAGAGCUCCAGAGAAGGUUGGAUCACACGUUGGGAAAACCGGGAAUGUUCCUGCCAGAGAAAGGUGUGGAUAAGGAACAUUAUACAGUGGGAGCCCGGCUCAUCCGACUGGAAGAUAAGGUGCUUCAGAUGGACGUGAAGUUGGAGAACGUCCUGAAGAUCCUGACGGCGCAUUUCCAGCCCAAAGCAGAGCUGCUGCAGAAACCCAGCCAGUGCAGCUCUCGCGUCACCGUCAUGAAGCGGCUGGGCGUCAGCAUGGACGAGAGCCAGUGACCCGCUCGCCACCAGAACUCACGCUAUGCAUUGUGGGAAGCGCGGUCCGAGAGGAGGAACUUGCGUUUCCUGUUCUGUCUAGGAAGUGAACAGGCGACCUGGAUGUCCCUCACAAUCUCCUAAACUGUCCGUCUCUAGUCAUUCGAUUGGUCACUGAGGGACUCGAGCGUCUGUGGGACCCGUUUCGGACGGUUUUCGCAAACCCAGAACAAAGGUUGAAAUCAUAAAUCACAUUUCCAACCACAACACGAUCCAGAGCCCGCAGGAACAUGAACACGGUGAGCGUGUGCUCGGGGGAUGAACGCCGCCGCUGAUGUAUGGCUGUGGUAGGGCUUAUCAAAAUAGCAAAACACCCAUGAUAGAUUAAUGAAGUGUAAUAGCGCACUGAGAAAGGAGGCCACUCACGGCUUUUGGCGUUUAGACGAGAGCCAAGACUCCCAGCAGCCGAUCUGUCAGGACUCCAGUCGUGUUUUUUCCCUCCGUUCGUUUGAGCGAAUCUCUGAUAAUUAAACGUCGAAAGGCGAGGCGAGUCGACGGGAAAAGCGGUUCAUUUUCAGAAACCGCAAAAGCCGUUUUGAGGAAGGAUCUGGCGUGAAUCUGUUCAUCCUGGAUCUUUUCACCAAACAUGUUCGUCUGUUGGCCGUUUGCCUAGUGCUGAAUUAACAUGGACAGGGUGUUUUUGUAAAGCAAAAAGCCACAGAGUAUGUUACAGUCAUGUACAGUAAGGGGUGUUUUUGGUGAAAUCACUGCAGCUUCAAGUGGCUUAUUGCUUUUAUGAAAUGCCGAUGACAGCAAAAUGGGGAAAAAAAAUGGAAAUGCUCAAUAUAUAGUUGAUAAAGAACAGAAUAACCAUUUUCAUAUGCACCACAAUUCAAAAG